Trichogramma pretiosum is the source of this 905-nucleotide messenger RNA. RefSeq lists its product as uncharacterized. The transcript is spliced from 3 exons. The coding region runs from base 68 to 373 and encodes 101 amino acids. Lineage: Eukaryota; Metazoa; Arthropoda; Insecta; Hymenoptera; Trichogrammatidae. The record is from RefSeq and is a predicted model, not a curated record.
UUGAGUCAAAUCUUUGUUAACAGUUUAGUUUAAAUUAUUUAAGUAAUGACCAUAAGAUCUUUUUAAUAUGCUCUUUCAAUAUCAUUUUGUAUUGUUGGCGGCAGCUUUUAUAGGAAUAAUAUUCCCGGAAAAUGCAGCUCAACCUAGUGGAGUCAGAAAAUUUUUGGAACCUUCGAAAUAUUACAUUGAUGAUGUGGUACUAUUGUAUGUAAUGAAGGCCCUUAGAGAAGCAUUCAAAGAUAUACAGGAAAAGUGUUUGAGAGAAGCAGCUGGAAGGUGCAAAGCUCAUUGGAAAGACAUUCGAAUUUUGGUGAAAUGUGCGAGAGGAUUCAUGCACGAAAAUCGGCGUCGAUGUACGAAAAUGCACAUAUAAUAUAUUUCAAUGGAGCAAUAAAGAAUCUUGUUGAGAAAUAAAGAGUCAAUGUUCUUGUAAAAUACAUACUAGAAAAGCCCUUAGUCAGCAUGCAAUUAAGCCAGCUGCCUCACAGUGCCUCACUAUCGAUAAAUAAAAAUCAGACAGGUUCCGUUUGAAUUAAGUGUAUUGGCGAGACCUUUAGUACUGACACGAGUACAUGUGAUCAUCAGAACCAAUUUGAAUAUUUCAGAAAAUUUUUGGAAUAACGUUGAGUAAAGAUAGAAUUGAAAUGUAAUAAGUCACUUCAUACUACUAGAAUUUACUAGUUUACCCUGAAAGUAAUGGGGAAACAGGAACGUGUGUUAUUGAAUUAUUAAUAGAAUAGAGCAAUUUCUCGUUUAUAUUAAAAGUUGGUCAUUUCAUUAUCACAUUUCGAGGAAACUUGAUUAAUUUAAUUAGUGAAUCUGUAAGAUUUCAUACUUCCUCAUGAUACAAGGUUUCCUGUAUAAUUUCAAACUACUUUAAUGAAUGCUUAUUGAUUUUAUAUGUU